AUGCCAGAAACCGAGAAAGCCAGUCGGCGUGAGCAGUCGAAGCAACUCGUCGCAGAGCGCGGUGACAGCCUUGUGAUGGCCACCAGCAGGUUGCGGGGUGAGAAUUUUCUGCAUUUUCUAGCCUCGAGUCAGGAGGAUAACAGAUCGCCUUCAACGAGGCUGGCUGUUCAGAAGCUAGUGGCAAGAAUGCUCUUGCACCCGGGUGGCAUGAACCUGUUGGUGGAACGGGACGGCGAGUCGAAUACGCCCUUACACACAGCCAUUCAAAGAAGCAAUCAUGACUUUCUUUGUGCUGUUUCAGGAGAGCCACGUCUGCCUUUGACCGUCAAGAACGUCCGUCAAACCAUUGAGAAGGGCAAAGCCACCUGGGUCGCUAUUUGGAUGCGAAACACGUUCUUGCAUGACGCCCUGUACAGCAGGAGCCUGCUCGCUGACAACAAAUUACUCCUGGCCAUCAUCUCCCUAGCACCAGAUGACAUGUUGCUUGCUCAAGAUAUCCACGGACGUACGCCCCUUCAUCUGGCGGUCGAAUAUUCAAAGUGCACCCCUGGACGUCUCGAGAUCGUUCGGGAGCUCAUUUCCCGCCGCCGUUCUGUGCUCCAAAAGAAAGACUUCACUGGGCACUCGCCACACCAAUAUCAUGUUCUGUCAAUACAGGCAAGUCAUAGUGGCUCAAAAGCCCUGGAUACGAGGGCUGCCGAACCAGACUUCAAAUUAAUCAAGGACGAAUUGAAGCUCGAGAGUCUGAGAGACAUGUCAUGCGAUGCUGCGUACCGCUGCUUGUAUAUCCCAAAUGAGAAGAACCAAGAGUUGUGGUUUGAUUACAUGCCCGCCCCAUCGACUGACAUGACGUUUGCCCAGUUUGAAAGUCACUGGAACAAACUUUACUUUGAGACGACUUUAAAAUACGUAUCGAUUGCAAACAUCAAGUUCAAGCCGGACAAGGAUGACGACCGAGUUGUCUCAAAGGGCCGCAACGAUGCUACACGUAUCCUGGGCUGGUUACAAAGCAAAUGUGUGAAACGAAUCCUGCAUGUCAUCGUCGACGACAUGAAACCAAACUAUCGCAGCUACGACGCGAUAGGGCGCGCCCUCGCCAGAGCCGACGUGGAGAUCUUGGACUGGCGCCGGCCGGACUUGUGUCCCUCUACCAUCUUCAAGAUCGGCAAGAAUUUGAAGGAAUUGUAUCUAUAUUGGGGUGGUAACAACGCCAUCUUACGUGCUUGGAGCGAGGCUGAAGGACUACCCAUGCUCGCUCGGUAUGGCAAACUCUCAAAGAUUUUCAUCUUCUCGCCAGAGGACAGUCCUGACCUGUCUUCGAACAUAGCGGAGCAACUGAAAGGCUUUGAUGAUCGUCUGAUACGCAACUGGUCGCAAGUGGCAGAGAAAAGAAGGCCACAGUCACAAGAGAGGAGUGCAAUACUGGACGACAGCGCGACUUUGGCAUCCGGAUCACUCCGUCCAGAUUCUGGACCACUCCGCCCAUAUCCAGCAGGCUCUCAGGUAUCGAUGAAACAUGAAGUCGCCGCAGACAGGGAAAUCACUGGCCCCCAAAUAAUCCACCUUGCGGCGAAGACGUCUCUUAAAUCUAAGCCGGCUGACAACGACAGGCCAGCGGCCGAGAUGGAUCAACAUCGCUGGAUGCAGGGCAUGGAGAACUUCAUGACUGCCUUUCUAAGGUCCGAGAACGCCCAGCGAGAGGCGCAGAGAACAACUUCAAGUCGAUCCGAGUUGCCUUGA
Fonsecaea nubica is the source of this 1740-nucleotide messenger RNA. RefSeq lists its product as hypothetical. The transcript is spliced from 4 exons. Bases 1 to 1740 code for a protein of 579 amino acids. Lineage: Eukaryota; Fungi; Ascomycota; Eurotiomycetes; Chaetothyriales; Herpotrichiellaceae. The record is from RefSeq and is a predicted model, not a curated record. Gene Ontology annotation, molecular function: protein binding.